Molecule: messenger RNA, 15174 nt
Organism: Manduca sexta (tobacco hornworm)
Lineage: Eukaryota; Metazoa; Arthropoda; Insecta; Lepidoptera; Sphingidae
Gene: Vps13D
Product: vacuolar protein sorting-associated protein 13D
Exons: 70
Coding region: 278-12823 (4181 amino acids)
Biological process (GO): protein targeting to vacuole; protein retention in Golgi apparatus; mitochondrion organization
Cellular component (GO): extrinsic component of membrane
Source: RefSeq, a predicted model, not a curated record
UUUGUUAUCUGCCGAAUUCCCGUGAGAUCACCAGCUCGCAAGGGAACGCGAAUUUCAAAUAUUACUCACUAAAUGUGUGAGUAGGUUGCGCAAUUUAUUCUAAUAUUACGGUACAAAGUCCGCGGCAGAGUACUUUUAAAAUUGUUGUGUGAAAACUUGAAAUGUGUAUUGUUUUGACAGUGUGAGAGUGUCAGUGUUGUGAUCUGUUUUGCAGGUAAAACUGUUUGUCCGGCGUGAAGUGGUGAGAUAAUAGCGGGACUUCCGAGCACCAUGCACCAUGUUGGAGGGGCUGGUGGCUUGGGUUUUGAACAACUACCUCGGGAAAUAUGUGGAGAACUUGAACACGGAUCAGCUGAGCGUAGCGCUGCUGUCUGGCAAAGUAGAGCUUGAGAAUCUACCACUGAAGAAGGAUGCGCUGCGUCACCUGGGCCUGCCGGUGGAGGUGCGCGCCGGGUUCAUCGGCAAGGUGCAGCUGCAGGUGCCCGUGCGCCAGAUCCGUUCGGCGCCGUGGCUCAUCGCCAUCGAGAAACUGUACCUCGUCGCGGCGCCUGUCAAUUUAGAUGAGUGGGACAGCACGGUGGAGGCGCACUAUGCGCACGAGCGCAAGAUGUCGCUGCUGGACGCGCUGGAGGCGCAGUGGCGCGCCGAGCACGAGGCCAGCGACGCCGGCUACUACGCCACCUCCUACUCCUCCUGGCUCAGCUACGGCACCGGCCUGCUCGCCAACAUCGUGGAGAACCUGCAGUUGAAGUUGAACGACGUGCACAUCCGCUACGAGGACGCGCUGACGUGUGCGCCGAGCGCGUUCGCGUGCGGGCUGACGGUGGAGUCGCUGGCGGCCGACUCGUGCGACAGCGAGUGGCGGCGCGGGUUCACGCUGCUGCCCGACCCCGACGGCUGCUCCUUCAAGCUGCUCGAGCUGCACAACCUCGCCGUCUACUGGGACGUUAUGCCGGUACCUGGCGGCAUGUUCGCGGACUGCAGUAUCGCUGAGCUUACGGAGCGCAUGAAUCAGACAUGGAAGAGUUCACAUCGGUACCUGGCGGCGCCGAGUCGCGCAUGCGCACGUGUUCGUCGCGAGCGCACGCACCUGCCGCUGCGGUCGCGCACGCGUCCGCGGUUCACUUGCCACCUUACGUUGGACACUGUGCUGCUCAAUCUCACUUCUCGGCAGUACGGCGAGGCGGUGCGGUGCGUGGCGGGGCUGGCGCGCGUGUCGCGGCUGCGCGCGCGCCGCGCCCGGCGGCCGGCCGCGCCGCUGCGGGGCCACGCGCGCGCCUGGUGGAUCUACGCGCUCGACUGCCACCGCCCGCACCACCCCUGGACGGAGCCGAGGCCGACGUGGGAGUCGUGCCUGGAGAGCGCGCGGCAGACGCUGCAGUACGUGGACAUCUACCUGCAGCUGCUGAACAACCCGGCCGCCACGCUGCCGCCCGACAAGAAGCUCGUCAAAGACGAGUUCGAGUGGCGCACGCCGCUGCACGUACUCAGGGCGCUUAGAGAGGUGGCGAUGAGAAAAGUUCCCAAAUCGAGUCCAGUGACAACGCCCGACAAGCCUUCGUCGGGGCGCAGUAUGUUGGUGCACUGGUUCCCGCAGUGGUGGGGCUGGUACUCCACACCUGCGCAAGCUGACGCGGAAGCUGUCACUGCCGCUCUUCCUGAACCCGCACUCGCUCCUUCUGACCACGCUCCUGCGGACCUGGAGGAGGAGAUCCUGGGCGCCAUCGCGGACUCGCUCGAUGACAACACGCUGCUCAAGAAGGACACCGUCUUCGCCAAGUUCGAGUUCAUAUUGAACAACGGCUCGCUCAAUCUGAGUAUGGGCGAUGAAGAUGACAAGGCGGCGGAGAGCGGUGGUGAUGGCGGCGCGUUGGAGUUGCAGUUCUGGGUGGUGCGCGCGGGCGUGGAGUGGCGCGCGCGUGCGUCGUCGUUGUCGCUGGGCGUGUCGCUCGGAGCCGUGCUGCUGCGCGAGCGCAUCACGCCACACACCCUCUUCCCCAUCAUUUGUGCGCCACAGGGCGUGAUCCGCGAGGGUCUGGGCUCGUCGAGCGCGGCGUCGGCGACGUGGGGGCGCGCCUCCACGCAGCAGGACCCACUGUUCCAGCUCACCUACGAGAAGAAGCCCUUCGGACUCAACUGCGAUCACAAGUUGUGGGUGAAGUCGGCGUCGCUGGAGGUGGUGCCGUCGGUGUCGGUGCUGCGCUGGUUGCGCGGGUUCGGCGGCGAGGUGUCUGCGCCGGCGCUGCCCGCGCUGCCCGCGCCCGCCGCCGCCGCGCGCCUCAUGGACCGCUGGGAGCACGCGCUGCGGGCCAGGCCGGGAGACCGUCAGUCGUGGCACGUGGAGCUCGACAUCUCGGCUCCGCAAAUCCUGCUGGUACAGGAAGUGCAAUCGCGAGACUCCUCCGUACUAGUGGUAGAUUUCGGGCGGCUGCGGUUGGCUAACGCAACAGCGCCUGACCCACAGCCAGAACCCAUCCUCGAUGACGAAGAAAUGUUCAUGACUCCGUGUUCGACGCCGCCGGGUAGCCUGCUGUCGCCGAGCUCUCCGCCCGACCUGCCCAAGCACCACCAGCAAGCGCUGGACGCCGCCAACUUGCACAGCAAGAUUUACGAAAGAUACAUGAUCGAGCUGAGCGACCUGCAGAUCCUAGUGGGUCGCGUGCGGGACAACUGGAAGUACGCGCACACCAAGUCCACCUCCUCGCUGCAUCUGCUCGACAGGUUCAGCAUAUCGCUGCAGGCGGAGCGGCGCGUGGUGCAGACGAGCGACCCGCAGUACCCGACGGCGACGCUGUGCGGGUCGCUGCCGGCGCUGGUGGUGCACCUCAGCGAGCAGAAGCUGUUCGCCGUCCGCGCCGUGCUCAACCACCUGCCGCUCUUCACCCGCGACAGGCCGCCCGCGUCCCCGCCACAGCCGCACCCCAGCGCGUCGGAGGCGGAGGACAGCAGCAUGAGCUCCGAGACGGAGCGCUCCGAACUCUCCGCGCACCACAACUCCACGCUCUUCAUGCUGCAGUUCGCCAUCGACCAGAUGUCGUUAGAGGUGCAGUCGCGCGGGCGCAGCAUCGCGGAGGUGCAGGUGUGCGGCGUGAAGGCGGCGGUGACGGCGCGGCCGCGCGACCUGUCGCUGUCGCUGUCGGUGGACUCGCUGCUGCUCGUCGACGCGCUGCAGACCUACGGGCCCGACUUCGAGCUUCUCGUCGCCAGUCACAAGCAUGUCGGAAUGGACACAGCGUCAGGCAGCAUUCGAGGUUCAGAGCCGACGUCGCCUACUUCGCCCACGUCGCCCACAUCACCUGGCUCGCCGGACGGUCGCGGGUCACUACCUCACCCACACGCUAUACACCAGGCAUUGUAUUCUCUGCAUCACGGGACGAAUAAUAAAUAUCCAUCGGAAGCUGACCGCACGAGCCCAGCUCCGAGCUGGAUAACAGGCACCAGCGCAAGCUGGACGGGCACCAACACGCUCUGCGGAGGCAACACCACCUGGGGCAGCGCCACCUGGGGGCAGGGAGGCGCGUGGAACGGCAACGGAGCACCCUGGGCCGGCACCGCCGCGGGCUGGGGCGCCGCCGGCCUCGUCGACUCCGAGGCUCUCAUCGCGCUGGAGCUCUGCAUCGUGAAGGGAGAUGGCGAUUCAGAAGAGUUGAGGAUCGCUAAUAUACUGUUCAAUAAUUUGGAUAUCAUUGCGAAUCAAGAGACUAUAGUGGAGCUGAUCGGGUUCACGCAGCGCGUGCUCGGGCCCGGCGCCGCGCACAAGCACGCCGACGCACUGCGGCAGCGCCACGCCGCCGCGCCCAUGACGCAGACUUCCGUCGAGGAAUCGGAAAAUAAAAAAGAAGUCCGUACGGAGAUAACAUUCGACUUCCACCGACUGGGCGUACUGUUGCUACGCGCCGCCAUGCACGAGGGCAACGUGGUCGCCAGGAAGAUUGCCACCGCAACUAUCAGCGAGGCCAAGAUACAGGCGACUGUUGACGCGUCGCGCGUGGAGGUGGGGGGGUCGCUGGGCGGCGUGGCGGUGGUGUCGCUGUGCGAGGGCGGCGGGUUGCACACGCGCGUGCUCUCGGCGGGCCGCGCCACGCACCACGGGCACGCGCAUGCGCAGGCGCACCAUGCGCCGCUCGGCGCCGAAGACGAGCGAGCGCUGCAUUUUACCAUCGACAGGAAGGUCAACGCGCCCACCGAUGGCAACGCCGCAGUGGUGGAAGCGCGGGUGACAUUGCACGUGGCUAGUGUGUGGUACACGCACUCUGGACCGCUACUCCGAGAAUUGCGCUCGUGCCUUACGGAGUUCAAGCAGUACUUGGCGAACUUGGCGCGGUCCAUACGCGCCGCUGCCGCUGAUAUGGCCAUAGGACUUGUUCACCCCAGAGGCGAGUCAAUAUACUCGAACCCGAAGCUGUCGCAGUCCACGGAGGGCGUGUCGCCCCGACGUCGCACCGUCAGCAUGGGCACCUCCAUCGACGAUCCAGCCGAUCUAGCCUCGGAGAACAUCGUGCUCAGCGUGAGCGUGGAGCUGGAGUCGCCGGUGGUGGUGGUGCCGCGCUCGGCGGCCAGCACGCAGGUGGUGGUGGCGCACCUCGGCCGCAUGUCGCUGCUCAACCAGCCCGGCCCGCCGCGCCUCGCGCGCUACAGCGUGCGCGUGCGCGACAUCUCACUCGUCACUUUGGACGUGUCGGAGCAACUGCGCGUGCACCCGCUGACGUCGGAGAGCAUGCAGGACGUGUACGACGUGGCGCGCGGCAAGCCCGUGCUGCACAACACCGCGCUGCACGUCAACGUCAACUACAACGACGUCGAGGUUGAAGGCGAGACUAUGAAUCAGUGUGAAGUCAGCGGUAAGAUAGUGGGCGGUCUGCACGUGUCCGCGUGUCGCGAGCAGUACGAGCAGCUGCUAGAGACUGUUAGCUGGAUCGCCAGCUCCGCGGACGCGCCCGCAGACGUGGUCGACGCCGCUGCGCCGGUGCAUGUGGGCUCUAUGGUGGAGCCGGCGGUGCCUACGCUGCGGCUGGACCCGGCGGUGCGCGCCGCCGUACUCGCCGUGCCACCUCCCGCCGCCAUCCAUCAACAACAACACCCGCCCGCGAGCCAUAUGCACGUGACGUUCGAGGUGUGUACGUUCAGCGUGGAGUUGCGCGCGGACGUGGGCGAGGGCGAGCGCAGCUUGGUGGAGCUGUCCUUCAGGGAGUUCCUGCUGCGGUACACACGCGAUCAUCCGCACGAGACCAUGCUGCAGGUAUCCCUACAUUCGAUCACUAUGGAAGACCUGACGAAGGAGCCCGACUCGAAACACCGUCUGCUUAUGGUGUCGCACGCGCCACGCGUGCCGCCGCGCGCCACAUUCCUGUCAAAGUCGUGUCCGGAGCUGGCGGGCGGCCGCGUGGAGCUGGCGGCCGACCUGCUCCACAAUAAGCACGACAGCUCCCUGCCCGCGCAGCUCAACUUAAGGGCCAAGGAGGGUAUUGACAAACGUAGCAAGCGUGACAGCGUGUGUGGCGUGACGCCUCCGUGCUCUCCCGAGGGUGUAGAGCAGGACUCUGCAGGCGAACCCGAAGAUGAUGUGGACGCUGAUGCUGACGCCGAGGCCAACGCUGAUGCCGACAGACGCGCUAGCGAUAAUCUCGUCUGGAUAUCUGUACAUACUAGGGACCCUAAGCAUCCGCUCUUUGAAGAGAAGUAUAAUAAGGUGUGUAAGCUGACGAAAGUUGAGUUCAACAGUUUGAAUCUGAUAGUGAGUAUUGACAGCUGGGUGGCGGUGUUGGAUUUUUUCGGCAUCGCCGGCGACGACCUGCCCGAGGAACAGGAGCUUGAGAGACACGAGACAACGGGCGAGGUGUCGGCCGUAGAAGGAGGCGUGCGUCAAACGGAGAUGUCGAUCCGCUCAGUGUCCGUGGUGGGCGUGGCGCGCGGCCGCGAGCGCUGGCGGGUGCGCGUCAAGGGCGCGCGCGUGACGGUGCGGGCCGGCGGAGUGGGGGGAGCGGGGGGCCGCGCGCGCACGGUGCACGGGCGGCUCGGCGCGCUGCGCGUGUGCGACCUCACGCCGCGCGCGCCGCUGUGGCGCCGCCGGCUGCGCACGCGCCCGCCGCGGGCGCUCGCCUUUACGUACUGCAGACUGAGUAGUUUGGAGGCUGCGACGGCCGGGUACGACACGAGCCUGAGCAUCGAGAUGGGUCCGGUGACGUACGUGCACACCAAGCGGUUCGUGCACGAGCUGUACGCGUUCGCGAACGAGUUCAGCCUGUUGCGCCGCGUCAUCAUGCAAGCCAGGCUUAAGGUGUCAUCGUCGUCCGGGUUCGAGUCGGCGGGUCGCGUGGAGCGGCGGCGGCUGAGCGUGGUGUGCGACGCGCCGGUGAUCGUGCUGCCGGUGGCGGGCCGCGCACGCGCCGCGCUCGCGGCUCAGCUCUGUGCGCUGCGCCUGCACAACUGCUUCCAGCUCGCGGGAGACGCCGGCACUGUCAGCGUGCGCGCCGACCCUGCACUAGAACCCCGCGAGCUGCUGGAGGUGCGCACGGUGGAGCUGGAGGGCGUGUCGCUGGCGGGGGCGGAGGCGGUGGGCGGCACGGUGCGCACGCGCGGACCGCCGUUACUGCGCGCGCCCGCUUGCCUCGCCCUACGACUCGAACACAACCUCUCCAGCGGCCACAACGUUCCAGAAAUGACAGUGCAAGGCACACUGACGACGCUUGAAUGUUCGCUGGACGUGGCGCAGUACCGGCUGGUGCGCGGCGUGUUGGCGCACAACCUGGCCGAGCCGCUCGACGACCACCACCAGCACCAACACCACCAGCCGCACCAAUCCGCUGCUAAGACGGACCAGGUGUGGACGACGUUGUCGAUAAAUCUGGACCUGCACGACGUAACGGUGAAGCUGGAGCCGGAGCACGGCGUCUCCUCACUCGCCUGCAUCAACUUCAUCAAAUCCAACCUCCUGGUCGAGAUGUAUUCGGACUUCAGCCAGGAUAUUGACCUCGUGUCGCAGGAGAUCCUGGUGAGUGACACGCGGUACGCGAAGGAGCCGGCGAACAGGCGCGGCAACGUGUUCAGCCACAUCGUGCAGCCCAUGGCCGAGCAGCGACACAGCGUGCAGGCUGAGGUGCACGCCAGGUUGCGUCGCGAGUCCUCAGCGUAUACGAUACUGGUGAACAACAUGCGCCUGAUGGCGAUCCUGGACUGGUGGGAGGCGGCCAACCAAUUCAUCAUGCAGCCUCCGGCGACGCCCACGGAUCCAGACCAACCUUUGUUCGUGGAGGAGGCGUGCCUGUCGUACCGUUCGCCGAGUAGUGCCCCGAGCGAGGCGGCGCGCGGCGCGGGCGGCGGGCCCGACGAGCCGCAGGUGGAGCUCAAGCUCAACGUCACCGACUCGCAGCUCGUGCUCGUCGAGGACGCCUCCGUGUGGGACACCAACGCCGUUAUACUCAGGAGUACGACGGUGGUGACGUACCGGCGCGCGGUGUCGCUGGUGCCGCUGUCGUGUUCGCUGAACGAGCUGGAGGUGUUCUCGUGCGUGCUGGGGCUGGAGGAGGAGACGGCACUCUCCAUCAUCGAGCCCGCCGCGCUGCACGUCUCGCUCGACGCUAACCGGCUGCUGCACGUACAAAUGGGCACAUUGAAUCUCCGUUUAUCAUACCACGAUAUGCGUAUGUUCGCAUCGAUGCUGCAGUCGCUGCCUGUGCAGUUCAGAGUGGCUCUUUCAGGCAAGUCGAUAGUGUCUGAUCCUGAAGUGGACGCACCCGCCAACAGCGUAUUCAUGCGUGCGCACUCGCAGCCCGGCGCAGGCGCAGACGGUAGCAGCGCAGGCGGCUGGGCGCCCCCGCCGCGCUGGGCCCGCGCACACCACGCGCCUGCUCCGGCGCCGCCUAAAAACGCAAACUCAGGACCAAUACACGGCGUGCAGGUGAGCGCGGAGUGCAUCACCCUGUGCGUGAUCGACGACUGCAUGGACUCGGACGUGCCGCUGCUCGAGGUGUCGCUCAGCGAACUACAAGUUGAACAGGACCUGCGCAAAGUGGAGGAAUCGUUCGAAGAUCCGAUGCUGGUGGUGACGCCGGGCACGCCGGCGGGCUCGGAGCGGCGGCCGGCGCUGGGCGCGGGCGCGGGUGCCGGUGGGGGCCGGCUCGGCGCCGUGCUCAGCGUCGACUACUACAACCGCACGCUGUCUGGCUGGGAGCCCGUCAUCGAGCCGUGGAAGUUCGAGACCCGUUGGGAGCAGACGCUGACGAGCAAGCUCGCGCCGGGGCGGCUGCAGGUGGAGGUGACGUCGCCGGAGACGCUCAGCACCACCGUCACGUCCGCGCUCAUCGAGCUCGGCCAGCUCGUGCGCAACAACUGGACCGCCGACUACUACGCGCCCGCGCACAAACAGCAGUGGUCGUCGUCGCCGAAGGGCAGUCCGGCGGGGCACCGGCGGCGCGCGCCGUUCGUGCCGUACGCGCUACGUAACCACACCGGACACCCGCUCUGGUUCACCACGCUGCUCACCACCGCUGACCAGAUCCACACGGCGCAGUCGUGGUCGACUCCGGACGACUCGUGGGUGGUGGUGCGCGCGGGCGACACGGAGCCGUUCUCGUUCGGGUCGCGGCGCGGGCGCGCGCGCGGGCGCACGCCGGCCGACGGCGCGGGCGCCGCCGCGCUGCACCAGCUCGCGCUCCGGCUCGACGGCUGGACGCCGCCGGACCCUGUGUGCGUUGACAGGGUCGGGGUGUUCUUCAGACAUCUCACCCACAAUAAAUCUGGUGCGGAAGCACGCAUAGUGUUGGAAGUAUCGCUGGAGGGGUCAGCUCGCAAGCUGGUGACGGUGCGGUCCGCGCUGCAGCUGAUCAACAAGUUGCCGCAUCCUGUUGAAGUGAGGGUCGGCCACGCGCCCACCGCUGCGCAGUGGAGCGGCGGCGCGCGCAGUGCGCAGGUGGCGGCGGGCGCGCGCUGGGCGGCGCCGCUGAGUGCGCACGCGCCCGCGCUGUGGACGCGCCCGCUCGCGCGCGCCCACUCCGCGCGCCCGCCGCCCGCGCAGCACGCGCCCGCCGCGGUCGACUGGCGCGCCGCCUGCAACACGCACGCGCUGCUGCACUACGAGUGCCGGGCGCCGCCUGACCAUCUCUACAGAUUCUGCUGCGUGAUAGUUCGCGAGCGGUUCCCGCCGGACCGGGGACCACCUAUCGCGGGUCACACUUUGACUCUGGUGCCAGAGUUACGACUUGAGAACUUGUUGCCGCUGGAGAUGCAGUACCGUGCGGCUACUACCUCAGGAGACAUCCGAGCUACCGGCAACGUUUCACCUGGAGACACCAGGCCGUUCCAUGAGGUGAACGUCGAAGAAGGCGUAGAAGUGAGCGUGAAGCUGGAAGGUUUCAUGUGGUCGACGGCGCUGUGCGUGGGCGGCGCGGGCGCAGCCGCCACCUCCUUCACCGCGCGGCUCAAGCUACGCGACACGCGCGGCCGCCGACUCUACCUCAACGCCAGGGUCUCCAUCAGCAAAACGGACGGCGUCAAGGUGUCGAUAUCAGCGGCGUACUGGCUCGUGAACCGCACGGGGCUGCCGCUGGUGUUCCGCGCCGAGGGCAGCGCGCAGGAGGCGGCCGGGCAGUUCGCCGAGCACGAGGUGGCGCGCAUGGUGGCGCCGCUGCUCUUCUCCUUCGCGGAGGCCGACGGCGGGCCCACCGUGGCGGCCAGGCUCGGGAAGGGAUUCUGCAGCAAUCCAGAGUGGUGCUCGCCGUUCGGUCUGGGCCCGGGCGUGUGCGUGAAGCGCGUGGUGUCGCGGUCGGAGGGCGGCGAGCGCGUGCUGGCGCUGGGCGUGCGCGUGCGCGCCGGCCGCGGCCGCUACCGACACACCAACAUCGUCACACUCGCGCCGCGCUACCAGCUGCACAACAACACCUCGCAUACGCUGCAGUUUGCGCAGAAGUGUGCCGCCACUACACUAUCGGACCCGGGCGCGACGGCGACGCACGUGUGCGCGGUGUCGGGGUGCUACCUGCCGUGGCACUGGGCGCGGCACGAGCGCGAGCAGCUGCUGUGCGUGCGCGUGCUGGCCACCAGCGGCGCCAGCGCCGCGCCGCUCACCGCUUGGUCCGGUGGCUUCCGCAUCGAUGCGCCUAGAGCGUUGCAUCUCGCUUGCAGAGAGCCCGGCGGCCGGUUCGUGGUGAUCCGCGCGGAGGUGGUGUGCCAGGGCGCGACGCUGUUCGUGGUGUUGACGGACGCGGAGUGCGCGCCGCCACCGCUGCGCAUACACAACUACUCGCCCGUCUCCAUCAUGUUCCACCAGGUGGGUUGCGCGGAGGAGUGCGCGGUGGGUGCGCACGCGCGGGUUACUUGGGCGCUGCCGGAGCCGGAGGGCGCGGCGGCGCUAGCGCUGCGGGCGCCGGGCGGGCCGCGCGCCACGCUGCCGCUGGACGUGCUGCCCGCCGCCUACACGCUGCUCUAUCAGAACUUCAUCUAUGUCGUCUUCACCGCCACGAUGAAAAAGGAUCCCAGUGUGACCAGUGCGGAUAAGCAGACGUCGCAAGCAGCGCACGCGGACGACAACGCGCUCGUGCUCGAGGUGCCGAUGGGAUCCAACCGCGUCGUGCUCGGCAGGAAACGAUAUGGAGACAGGUCACAAUUAUGGCGAAGAGGUCCCAACAAUCAGCUAAUCCACGAGGGCAGCUCGCCGCCACAACCUACAGACGCGUUGCUCUCUGAAGAUGCACCUUUAUCGCCUCAUGCCAUGGUGUUGGACAUAGAGGAGGCAGCGCCGCGGCCGGGCCGCGCGUCCCCGCUGGUGCUGCGGCGCGCGGACCCGCGGCGCGCGUCGACGCAGGCGUGGCGCGUGGUGGCGCCGGGCCGCAUGGCGUGCGCGCACCGCAACCUGUGCGUGCAGCCCGAGGGCACGUCGCUGCUGGCGCUGACGGCCGGCGCGCGCGUCGUGCUGGCGCUGCCGGCGCGCGCCUGCGCGGGGCCCGUGCCGCCGCCCGAGCAGGCCGUGGCGUGGCACACGCUGCGCCCCGGCUCCGGCCGCCUGCACCUCGCGCUCGCCGCCGACGGACCCACGCGCACCGUCUCCAUACACGACCAUCAGGACCCCGAGUCUGGGUGGAUCGAAGACUCAGAAGAGGAGCAAUCGGAGGAGUCGUCCGGGCGCGAGUGGGAGGCGCGCGUGGCGGUGGCGGGGCUGUCGGUGUCGCUGGUGGCGCGGUCGCCGCCGGCGGAGCUGGUGCACGCGCUGUUCGCGGGAGUGGCGCUGUCGCUCACCGUCGCCGCCAAGCACCGCACGCUCACGCUCUCCGUCACCAACAUGCAGUGGGAUAAUCAGCUGGUAGACACUCCCAGCCCGGUGCUGCUGUACUGCCUGCCGGAGCGCGGCGGCGGCAGUCCGUCGAUGCCGGCGCUGCACGCGGCGGUGGAGCUGCAGAAGUCUCCGGUGUCGCGCUACAACGCUUACUUCUUCAGACACCUCGUCAUCGGACUGCGACCGCUCGCCAUACGACUCGAAGAGAGGCUGAUCCUGCAGCUGUGGGCGUGGGCGUGGGUGGAGGACGAGGACAGUGCGCAGGAGCAGGUGGACGAGGCGGACUACGAGACGCGGCGCAUGCUCGACGAGCUCACCGCGCUGCACGCCACCAGAUACUACUUCGCGCUGAUCAAGAUCAUACCCAGCCAGAUUCGUCUGUCGAUGUGCACGGCGAACAAGCUGGAGAGCUCGCUGAGUGCGCUGAAGCGUCGGCUCGGGCUGACGCUGAUCAAGUUCGAGGACGCGGCCGUCGAGCUCGAGCCGUUCGUGCGCAUGCACGUGUUCGACACCGCCUCAUACCUCGGACGGCAGAUGCUCGCACACUUCAAAGACGAGCUGAAGUGGCAGGCGGCCAAGAUUUUGGGCUCUGUGGAUUUCCUCGGCAACCCGCUGGGAUUCGUGGCGGAUGUGUCGGAGGGAGUCAGCGGACUCCUGUUAGAGGGCAAUGUUGGUGCGCUGCUGAAAAAUGUCACUCACGGCAUCUCUAACUCCGCCGCUAAGGUUUCAGAGUCGCUGGGCGACGGGCUGGAGCGCGUGGUAUGGGACGAGGCGCACGAGGAGACGCGCCGGCGCAUCCGCAGCGCCGCGCGCGGGCACCACAUCGCGGCCGGCUUCCGCGGCCUCGGCCUCGGCAUACUCGGCGGCAUGACAUCCCUAGUGAAGCACAGCUACGAAGGCGCGACGCAGGAGGGGUUGGGCGGGUUCAUCGCCGGCGUGGGCAAGGGGCUCGUGGGCACCGUCACCAAGCCCGUCAUCGGCGUGCUCGACCUCGCCGCCGAGACCGCCUCCGCACUCAGAGAUACUAGCCGCAGGUCUGAUAAGUGGGUGCCGGAGCGCGUGCGCGGGCCGCGGUGGUGCGCGGGCGCGGGCGGACUGGUGCCGCGCUACAGCGGCGCGCAUGCGCACGGUGCGGCGUUGCUGCGCGCACUGGCGGGUGGCUCCGAGCGCUUUGUGGCGCACCGCAACGUGCGAGACGCGCCACACGACAUCCGCGCGCUGCUCUCCGACACCUACCUGCGCAUCUUCACCUGCAAGCACGACACGCCGCACGUCGUCAUGGAGACGCACCUCAGCAACUUAGUAUCCUGUUCGGUGGUGUGUGCGGACGGCGCGUACUUCGUGGAGCUGGGCGUGCGCGGUGGCGGCGCGGGCGGCGGGGCGAGCGCGGCGGGUGCGGGGGGCGCGGGAGGCGCGGGGGCCGCGGAGGCGGUGCGGCGGCCGCGCGUGCAGUGCGACAGCGAGGAGCUGGCGGCGUGGGUCGCGCGCCACGCCGCCUACGCGCGCCAGCUGUACCACGAGCAUGCGCACACGCUGCACCCGCACACUGACCUCUAGGGACAACACGGGUAAACUCACCGGCGCACCACCGACAAUAAUGGUAUAGAAGAUACGACUGCUAUCAUGUAUUGAUACACAUACGAUAUAUAGCACAUUUGAAACUUGUCGACACUAUCAACAAAUCUAUCUUUACUUAAAAAGCUGACGAAUAAGGAAUAGCCGUCACUAGUUUACUAAAUAUUUAAUACACUAAUGACAUGAUUAAUCGACUGAAUUAAUAUCGACUUAAAAGACUAGCACUCUGUAUAAUACUUCGUGAAUUCUACGAGACGUCGUUAAUACUAUUGAAGAAUGGACUCCAAAAUGCACGUGGCAUUAAAACACAGCCGAGUAUUGUUAUAGUGUUGCUGCUGUUUAUAGACAGGCGUGACGUUUAUCAGGUAAACCUUCUGGUUUCAACAUUAAAAAGGCUAGAAAAAAAAAUAAUGUAGUACAUUUCGGAGACCCAUUCAAUUUAAACAGAUAACUUAUAAUCAACUUCUAUGGAAAUCGGAACUCUUUCGAUAUAAGAACCGUUAACUGCCAACAAAGUUGUGGUAAGUCGAUAAUUAAGUCUGUAAAUAUAUGACUUAGUCAACAAUAAUUGACGAUAAGUAUUUAAUUACGAAGUUUAGAAAUAAGUAUUGUAUAUCAUUCAUUGUUGCAAUAUUUUUAUCGGUAACUCUAUAUAAACUUGAAAAUUAUGUACAUCCCUUGUAGUCACUGAAAAAUCUUAAUCGAGAUGCGUAUAAUAAAUAAAUUUAAGGACCAAACUUAAAAAAAUAUCGAUUUCUACUUGUAACCAGUAGAUAAUUAUAAUGUGAUAUAGCGAUUAUUUAUGGGUAGUUCAACGAUUCUAUAUAUUGAAAUCGAUAAUUUUCUUCUUCAGUAAUCGAUAUAAAUUCAAAUGAUUAGUUAUCGUUAAGAUUAUACGUAACAAGACUUAUUUAACGUGAGUCAUUUUCAAAACUGUAAACAUAGUGAUAACAAAACUUAUCGAUUUCAAUAUGUAGAAUUUUAUUCCUGUCAUAAUAUCUGUAUAUAUGUAGUGGAUGUUGUAUGUACGCCGCUGUCGCAUGCCUAUCGUGGUGUAGAGAAUUAGUAUCAAUGUUAAUUAUUUAUUUUAUUUCUAGUCUAAACUAAAUAGAACAAUUUUCAUAUUACUGUAACAUUGCGGCGUAGUAACCUAGCUUAGUUUGUAGUCUAUAUAUGGGUGAACAGCACUAAGCUGAAGCUAGCGAAUCUUAUCUCUUAGGAAACCAAUUUAAAAAAUCAAUACUUAAGUAGAAACAUAAAUUAUUAUUUAAUAAUUUUGUUAUGAUUAUAAAAUACAAUUUUAUUGUUAGUUUAUGGUCUAUGACCUAUCAAUAUUUAUCGAUGUCGAUAACUGGUUCCGUAUAUCGAUGUGUCUACGCCUCUUUGGUAGAGAUAAUAUGAAAUUUCUAGUCUAGUGUUUUUAGAGAUAGUUAUCGGCAUAUAAAUUGUGCGCUGGAGAAAUAUGCAAAAACUGUUUGCGCGUGCACGAAUAUACUACUUCUGAUUGAUUUAAGGCGCUAUACAUGAGCCUUAUUCUCUAUGCCCCACAUUAUUAUGACAGUGUGUAACAAGCAUAUAAUGCACUGCGUUUAAGACAAUAAAAUCGGCAUAGAGAAUACCACUCCACGCUAAUUUCACGAAUACCGUAACACGGCCGUGUUACUUUAAGUUUACACUGUCAUAGAUAAUAAAGCCCCAGAGUCUAAACAAGAUCCAUGUUAAAUGAUAUUAUGUGAAUAAAAUGACAAUUUGAGUGUGUGCCAAAAUAUAUGCCGGUACCUAUAGUAGUAACUAUUCUGUUUAUAUAUAUUAUGGUAAUAUAUGUAUUAUAAACACAAGUGUAAGAUAUAUUUAUUAUAUUAUAUCAGGUUAUUUAUUUUUUAAUUUUACCUAAAAAUUCAGCAGUUAUUAAUUUAUAAAACAUCAGAAUACUUUGAGAAUAUAUUUUGUCACAAAAACAUAUUGUUUAAUGUAUAUUGUGUGGGUGUGCCGGAGACGUCCCCGGCUGUGAUAGAAUGAUAUGACAAGAGAAGAGAAAUGACAAGUCUGUGUGACUUAUAUUUUUGUGUAUAAUUCUAUGUUGUACAGAAGGGCAGCGAGUAUGCAUUUGGGAUGUUUAUGUAAAAAGUUUACGAAUAAUGACGCAUUACUCUCUCGGUACUAGAGAAGUUUAUACUAAUAAUGGCCAAGAAGAUGCUUCGUAUUUACAUUACAAUAUUUAUAAUAAUGCGUGUAUAAAUUGGAAUAGGGGACCGGACAGGUAUUACCAAAAAAUCUGAAAUUCAGUUUAAAGUAAAGUUUGUAAUAUUAAAAAUAUUAUCUCAUAUUUGUUU